Messenger RNA from Cephus cinctus (wheat stem sawfly), 3596 nucleotides. RefSeq names its product DNA repair protein complementing XP-G cells homolog (gene mus201). The transcript is spliced from 10 exons. Gene Ontology annotation, biological process: nucleotide-excision repair. Bases 325 to 3495 code for a protein of 1056 amino acids. NCBI's taxonomy places the organism in Eukaryota, Metazoa, Arthropoda, Insecta, Hymenoptera, Cephidae. The record is from RefSeq and is a predicted model, not a curated record. Gene Ontology annotation, molecular function: DNA endonuclease activity; single-stranded DNA binding. Gene Ontology annotation, cellular component: nucleus.
CUCUUGUAUGGAAAUAACCGUAAAUGAAGAGUUCUAACAUUCAUUUUCUUAUGUAAUACUUUAUUUAUGAGAUGAUAUGAAUUUUUUCCCGUCUACAUGAUUGAAGAUUGAUGAUAUUCUUAUGAGGAUCUACACUGUAUAUCUGACAACAUUUCAAAUUGUUUGACGUUAACACCAUGGCGAUAGAUUUCCAGUUGGCGCUUGUGUAGUUAACGUAACUGGUACUUUUUGUAGAAUGCUUGCUUGCUUGUUUCUAGAUUAUAAUUAUAUCCAGGUUUUUUCCACAGCGGAUGAAGCCGAAAUUCCAAUAUAACUUAGAGAAUCAUGGGGGUAUAUGGCCUGUGGCGUUUACUUGAUUCUACAGGAAAGCCAGUUCCAUUAGAAACACUCGAAGGAAAGGUUCUUGCAGUCGAUGUUUCGAUAUGGAUACAUCAAGUGUUGCAAGGAUAUCAGGAUCGGAGGGGCAGUCCUCUUCCUAAUGCACAUCUUAUCGGUCUUUUCCACAGAAUCUGCAAGUUAUUGUACUAUAAAAUAAAGCCAGUCUUUGUUUUCGAUGGCGGUGUACCUCUGUUGAAAAAGAAUACCAUCGCUUCUCGCAGGAAGCAGAAAGCCAUUGCUGCUAGUAAGGCGCAGAAGAUGAAGAAUGACUUGAUAAACAAUCUCAUAAAGCACUCCAUAGUAAAGGGUGCUCUUAACAAAAAUUCCGAUGCUGGUCCUUCUCAACUUCCUGAAAAUCUAGAUACUACUGUGGAUGAUAUCUUUAAACUGCCUAUUGUGCCUAACACUAGUCAGUCCCCAUCUGACUACGAUUCAGGCUCAGACUCUUCUGAGGAGAUAAGUCCCAGAAGGCUAACAAAGUGGACAGGAAAUAUUCAUAAUGUUGACGUUGAUAGUGAAGAAUUUAAAGCAUUGCCGGCCGAUGUUCGUUAUGAUAUACUCACAGAUCUCAAAGAAACCAGAAAACAAAAUUCGUGGGGUCGACUUCACGAAAUGCCAGAAGAUACCAAUGAAUUUUCGGAUUUUCAAAUGAAACGUUUAUUGAAACGUAGAUACGUUCAAGAGUCAUUAGAAAAUGCUGAGAAGGAAAUGGGCGGAAAAACUUUAACUCUGGAGGAGCUAAAUAAACUUCUGAACGAACAGGGAAUAAAUACAUUUGAACGUGACACAGUAUUUCGAAUAGCUUCCGACAACAUCACUAGAUUAAUUUACAUUAGCGAUAAGAAAGCCAUUACGGCCGGUAAUUAUGAAAGUAAUGAGUCCUCUUCAAAUAACACCAAUUCGCAAUUGGCAGUUAUUUCGGAAAAAGAUGAAACCCAGAAAUCGGAAGAUACGUUACCUGUUAUGGAAAAUAUUCAAGAAUACCAGCUGGAUAGCGAUUGGGAUUCAGAUGUUGAAUUAAUUGAUUCGCCACAACCUCCUAAAAAGUAUUUUGGAAAAACUACGUUAAACCCUGCUGUGUCUUAUAUGCUAGAACACAGUGGUUUGACGCAGGAACAAAUUUUAUCGUUAAUUGAACAAAAUAAGAAAGACAAAAAAAGUUCAGAGAAGAGUUUAAGGCGUUCAGAAAAAUCUGUUAAAUCAGAAUGUCCUAGUUCCCAUGAAAAAGACGACAUGGAAAGUUUAGGAAGUUCAGAGGAGCUAAAGGAAAUUAAUGAAAUAUCAAAAGGAACCGACUUAAUUUCGAAAACGGUGUCUACGGAGUCCAAUUCUGAAUCAGAUAAUAUGGUUGAAGUAAUUGAAGAUUAUAGUAAUUUAGAGUCGAUUAAGAGAAUAGAUCAAUCUAAAGAAUCAAUUACGUCUACAACGGAAGUGGGAUUAGAUUCUACGGAUUCUGAUACGGAUGGCUUCAUAGAAGUUGAAGACGUACAUAUUCCAAACGUUACUAUUAUUCCAAAAUCACUUCCGGGUCCAACUUUAGAAAUAAGAAUAAAGACUGAUGAAUUGAAGGAAGACGAUAUGUUUACCAACGUAUUUAAAAUCGAUAACACAAAAUCAUUGAAUCCUGAGACUUUUAUUCCACAACCACAAGAAAUACCAAAACAAGAUUUAGAAUCCAGUCUAACAAAGUUACCGGACAUUACAUCCGAAAAAGCAAUAGAAAAAGAAAUAGAUAAAUUACCGGAAAAGUUGAAAAAUCCAUCUGAAGAACAACAAUUACUAGAAAACAAAACCAAUGAGGAAAUAGCACAUACAGAAAAAAGUACCGAUUCCGAUAUAAUCCCUGUAGAAAGUGCGGAAACUGAAAAAUCUGAAGUCCCAAAAAUUCAGCCUGUAAUUUUGCCUUUGGAUAAGGACGAACUUUUUUCUAUGGAGAAAAAAUUAGAAAGCGAACAACAAGAACUCUGUGGAGAAAUUGGAAAAUUAGAAAGGCAAGCAACAGACAUAACCGAUCAAAUGAGAAUAGAAGCUCAGGAACUUCUACGUCUUUUUGGUAUUCCUUAUAUUGUGGCUCCUAUGGAAGCUGAGGCGCAGUGCGCCUAUUUAGAAACAAUUAAUUUAACCGAUGGAACAAUAACAGACGAUUCUGAUAUUUGGCUAUUUGGUGGAAAAUGCGUCUAUAAAAACUUUUUCAACAAUAACAAGCGUGUACUACAAUUUCUUUCUGAUGAUAUAAAAUAUCAUUUCAAACUAACAAGAUAUGAAAUGAUUCAGUUGGCACUUCUGGUAGGUAGCGAUUAUACCACAGGUGUUCCUGGCAUCGGACCUGUCGCAGCUUUAGAAGUUCUUGCUGCUUUUCCAUCCGAUCGCGAGAAUAUACUUCGAGGACUACGAAGCUUUUAUUCCUGGCUCAAUACAGGCAGAGUUGUUGGUCCUGGUAAAGCGGGUCUCCGUAACAAGAUCAAAAAUGUUCAAAUAGAAAAAGGUUUUCCUAGCGAAGCAGUAGCUCAGGCUUAUUUAUUUCCAACGGUCGACGAGUCAAAGGAAACGUUUUCAUGGGGUAAGCCAAAUUCGGUUCUUUUGGCUGAUUACACGAGACAAAAAUUCGGUUGGAGUCGAGCGAAAUUUGAUGAUAUUUUUGGACCUGUAUUAAAGCGAAUGCACGAGAAAAAGAGUCAGAAAUAUAUAGAUUCUUAUUUCAAAGUGAAAACCGUGCCGAAAUCUAUUGAAACUAAUCUGAGUAAAAGAGUUCAGAAAGCAGUAAAUCAAUUGGGCGGAGAAGCGGAAAGAUCGGAUUUGAAUGAAGAAAAAAAACCAUCAAAAAAGAAGAAGGCAUCAGGAAAGUCCAAAAAAUCAACAGUCGAAAUAACUCCUGAAACUAAUCCGAAUGCCGAUACCAAAAAAGUUGUCGACAACUUGGGCGAGAGUAGCAAGAAUUCCCAGGAAUAUAUCCCACAAAGAGAAAAAGACAAGGCAAACUCUUUGAAGAAAAAACUUAAAGCCAUUGAGGUUUUUCGAAAGUCAAAAAAAGGUCCAGGGCGUACAAAAAAAGUCAAACGAUCCAGCUGUACAAUAAAAAUGGAGGCAGAACUUUCAGAAAGUAGCAGUAGUUCCUAGUGGAUGUAAUUUACAAUAGUCAAAUCGUUGUUUUUCUGUUCCUUUCUACAUUUUGUAGCAUGAUCAAGAUUAUUAAUAAAAAUGUUGAUAAUACUUAUAUA